AUGUUUCGUUUAACUUCCGGUUCGAGUGUUUGUAAGACUCACGAUGGCUGCGACCUUGUUGCUAAUGCGGAUUUUAUAUUAAUGUAGACAGAUAGUAAAAUCACGCAAUAAAUCUUGUGUUUACCGGUUCUUGUCUGCGAAAGUUAAACGUCAUGAUUUCUUUAAUGAAGUCGGCCGUCGGUGGACUCACUGCAGUUUGUAUAUUCUCCGGACAAAGACAAGGACCGUUGUUAGGUCACUUGAAAGUCCUGGCUGCUGGGUUCAAAACGUAUGACAUCCCUCCAGACUUCAGUGAUGUCACUCUACCAAAAAAAGGGAAACUGAAGUUCCUGAAUAAGGUGCCAAACUUAAAAAAGCCCAAGAAACAAAUGAAGAAUCUGUAUGAUAUCCAAGGCCCAGCGAAGACAGCAAACACCUUCACAGUGGGACAGUAUGCCAUUGUGGCCAUGGGAGGUGGCUACAUACAUUGGGGUCACAUAGAGAUGAUGCGUUUGACUCUAAGCCGCAAGCUUGAUUACAGCACUACAUUUGCACGCUGGCGCAUCAAUGCUCCAUAUAAACCCAUUACUCGUAAGGGUCUGGGUCAGCGCAUGGGUGGAGGAAAAGGAGCGAUUGACCAUUACGUGACCCCUGUUCGCUAUGGACGUUUGAUCCUGGAAGUGGGAGGGAAGGUGGAGCUUGGGGAGGUUGAGCCGGUCUUGACUCAACUGGCCAAGAAACUACCCUUUCCUNNNNCUGCUGAGGUUAUGAGCAGAGAGAGCUUAGCAGAGAUGCAAAACAAGUAUGCUGAAAUGGUGCAGAACAACCAGAAUCCUUGGACAUUUAAACGGAUAGCCACAGGCAACAUGUUGGGUAUCAGGAAGGUGCUCAGCCCCUUUGACCUGAAGAGCCACGGACGCUUUACAGGAAAAUUUUUCUUCCCGGAUAGAAUUUAAAAAACUGUAAGACAAAAGGAAACAUUCAGUUAUAUUGUUAUUAUUUUUAUUAUUGUUAAUAAAUUUGAGUCUUUGAACAUAUUU
Cynoglossus semilaevis (tongue sole) is the source of this 1019-nucleotide messenger RNA. It is a transcript of the gene mrpl16, whose product is annotated as mitochondrial ribosomal protein L16. Gene Ontology annotation, molecular function: structural constituent of ribosome; rRNA binding. The record is from RefSeq and is a predicted model, not a curated record. The coding region runs from base 153 to 935 and encodes 260 amino acids. Gene Ontology annotation, biological process: mitochondrial translation. The transcript is spliced from 5 exons. NCBI's taxonomy places the organism in Eukaryota, Metazoa, Chordata, Actinopteri, Pleuronectiformes, Cynoglossidae. Gene Ontology annotation, cellular component: ribosome; mitochondrial large ribosomal subunit.